Coprinopsis cinerea okayama7#130 is the source of this 417-nucleotide messenger RNA. RefSeq lists its product as hypothetical. The transcript has 3 exons. Lineage: Eukaryota; Fungi; Basidiomycota; Agaricomycetes; Agaricales; Psathyrellaceae. The record is from RefSeq and is a predicted model, not a curated record. Bases 1 to 417 code for a protein of 138 amino acids.
AUGAAGGAGAGCCUUCCUGCACUGACGCUCGGGAGGCAAAAUGGAGCACAGGCUCUCAGCCUUGAUUUCAUAGCCAUAAAUCUGAUCGUCUCUAUGGCCUCUAGGGGUGUACCGUUCAGAGGGUAUUUAAGGGUGGCCAUCUCCUUGACUUCCAUCGUACCACUCGUUCUGUUGGUCGUGUUUGCGUUGGACCAGGUUAACGCACUCGCUGUUACGUUCCCUCCCAAACAGGUCAAGGUCAGGGAAGAGAACAUUGACUCGGCGCCGAUUGCCGCUCGUGAUCUUCCAGUUAUUGAAGACCAAGCAGCCAAGCGAGGAGAGGUUGUCGAGGCCCGCGAGCCCAUUUUUAACCUGGAUGCCACUUUAAUCAAAGGUGCCCAUGGGCACUGGUCUCCUCGGAUUGGGAAUCGUAAAUAG